AUGAAGUUUUACCUUAAACUUUGGAAGUCUGCUACAGAGACAUUGAGCAUGUUUUGGCAAGCUUAUGACAACAAGGCAAUGGAUCGUACAGAAUGUUUUGAGUGGCAUGGGCACAAGGUGAAUAUCCGACAUAUCUUUGCCAAGUUUGCCCCCUACCUGCUUACCACUGAGCAGAAAGAACAUCGCAUUGAAGUCUGUCAAGAUUUCCAUCAGUGUGCCGCUGAUGACCCACCCUUCAUGUCAAGGAUCAUCACUGGUGAUGAGAGUUGGGUCCACGGGUACGACCCUGAGGUGAAGCAGCAGUUGUCAUCUCCCCAACCAAAGAAGGCACAACAGAACCGCAGCUCAUUCAUCGUUUUUUUCGGCAUCUGUGGUAUUAUGCAUCGAGAAUUCGUCCUUCAAGGCCAGACCAUCAAUUGA
Messenger RNA from Octopus sinensis (East Asian common octopus), 420 nucleotides. RefSeq lists its product as uncharacterized. The transcript has a single exon. Gene Ontology annotation, molecular function: nucleic acid binding. Lineage: Eukaryota; Metazoa; Mollusca; Cephalopoda; Octopoda; Octopodidae. The coding region runs from base 1 to 420 and encodes 139 amino acids. The record is from RefSeq and is a predicted model, not a curated record.